Messenger RNA from Notodromas monacha, 1119 nucleotides. The record is from the annotation of a GenBank genome assembly. Lineage: Eukaryota; Metazoa; Arthropoda; Ostracoda; Podocopida; Cyprididae.
AUGGGACAAGACAAAGCUUUGCAUCACUUGUUCAUCGGCUGCUAUCUGACCUUGAAAGCCACGUCGGAAGCCGUCAUCCACCACAGGGAAACCCACGUCAGGAUCGUGAGCGAAACUGAAUCCAACUGCACUGAGGUGUCGCUCGACGGCUGCACGAAAUCCGUCGCUCGUCGGUUCCGAAUCCCGUUCGACGCACAUGUCCGUUGGCACGCGCGAGCUGCGAUCCGUCACGUGCUCACUUUGCUGUCGCUUUUGUCACUGGCGUCGGCGUCGAUUCACGACGCCUACGUCACGGCGAGUGGACGACCCAUCGAUGUAUACGGAGCAGUGUCGUCGGCGCAGUGCGCAGUUUUCGCUGCAGGCGAAAUCAUCGCACGCGCUCGGAAAGACAACGUUCUGUGGGCCGCAUUCCCGUCGUUCCUCGUCGGCAUUUCCGUGUUGUGCGAGUCGACGUUUGCUCCGAUGCUGGAAAGCCUGGCGCUGGUUUUGCUAGCCACCACUCUUCUCGGCGGCGGAGUGACGUUGCUGGCCCAGUCCCAGCUGCACUCGACGGCCCGUCUCUUGACGAGUGGCGCCGGUCACUGGAGCAUCGUCAUGGCGGUGCUGUUGUACGUGGAGAACCCCGCGAGCGUCUGGCUGGGUUCCAUUGGGUUCAACGACGCCUUGCGGUGGAUCAACUUUAGUUUCGUGAUAACGCUGGGACUCACUUAUGCCGGGUUUGCUGCCAUUUUCUGCUUGAUCCCUCCCGAGAAAACGGCUUUGGCGUGAAAUUGCAGUACUGUCGUUAUUUAUUAAAUUUUGUUUUUUGUUUGAGGAAGUGUCUGAAAACAUCUCAUCGCCUUCCUCAACGAAGCUUUAAAACUGUUCAAUGAAUGUUGUUCGGGCGGAAAUUUGUAUCAACAGGAGAAGCUCUUGUGUUUUUUUCUCUUCCGAAUUUUGACACGAACCUCUGCCCCUGAGCUGACAUUAGGCAGCUAUUUUUUUUUUGAAUGCGUGCUUCCAGAAUUUUUGCGAACAUUUUGCAAAGCGUUGGCAAUGUUGUGACGUCAUCGAGAAAUAUGUGUUUGACGCUUUUGUCAGUAAAUGCCAUGAAGGCUGUAAAGGACUGAGAAUGUUUGG